Spea bombifrons (plains spadefoot toad) is the source of this 1251-nucleotide messenger RNA. It is a transcript of the gene ZDHHC7, whose product is annotated as zinc finger DHHC-type palmitoyltransferase 7. The coding region runs from base 196 to 1110 and encodes 304 amino acids. Gene Ontology annotation, cellular component: endoplasmic reticulum; Golgi apparatus. Lineage: Eukaryota; Metazoa; Chordata; Amphibia; Anura; Pelobatidae. The transcript is spliced from 8 exons. Gene Ontology annotation, biological process: peptidyl-L-cysteine S-palmitoylation; protein targeting to membrane. Gene Ontology annotation, molecular function: protein-cysteine S-palmitoyltransferase activity. The record is from RefSeq and is a predicted model, not a curated record.
GCCGAUCCCACCGACCCCGGAAGUAGCCUUUGGAUGGUAGGAGAGGGGCUGUGGUUGUCAGCAUCUGCAGGGACAAUGGAUGAGGGCGACCAUGGACAUUAGAUCACGACAGACGUGAGUAACUGUACUCCGGGAGUCCGAAAACAGACUGCGAUGUCAAAAUAACACAGAAUUUGUGAGGACACCCCGGGCACCAUGCAGUCCUCGGGUCACAGAUUCCGCGACGUCGAGCACCAUCCUCUUCUUAACGAAAGCGAUGGGUACGACUCUUCUCCCCCGGAAGGAGAGCUGGCCGACAAAGUAUGGUUUAUCCGGGACAGCUGCGGCAUGGUCUGUGCCGUCAUCACUUGGACGCUGGUCUUCUACGCCGACUUCGUGGUGACGUUUGUCUUGCUGCUGCCUUCCACAGACUUUUGGUAUUCAAUCAUCAACGGGAUCCUCUUUAAUUGCCUCGCGUCCCUCGCGCUGACGUCCCACUUGAGAACGAUGCUGACGGACCCGGGAGCUGUCCCGAAAGGUAACGCCACCAAAGAGUACAUGGAGAGCCUGCAGCUGAAGCCGGGAGAGGUGAUCUAUAAGUGUCCAAAGUGCUGCAGCAUCAAACCGGAGCGCGCUCACCACUGCAGUAUUUGCAAGAGAUGCAUCCGGAAGAUGGAUCACCACUGUCCUUGGGUGAACAACUGCGUGGGAGAGAAGAACCAGAGGUUCUUUGUGCUUUUUACGAUGUAUAUAGCUCUGAUCUCUGCCCAUGCGCUGGUGCUGUGUGGGAUCCAUCUGUUUACCUGUGUGAAAGGACAGUGGAAUGCGUGCAGUAAUUUCUCCCCACCGGUUACCGUCAUCCUGAUGAUCUUCCUGUGUCUGGAGGGACUGCUUUUCCUGACGUUCACGGCGGUUAUGUUUGGCACCCAAAUACACUCGAUAUGCAACGACGAGACGGAAAUCGAACGGCUGAAAAGCGAAAAACCCACGUGGGAGAGGAGGCUAAGGUGGGACGGCAUGAGGUCCGUCUUCGGGGGUCAGCCGUCCUUCCUAUGGAUUAACCCUUUCGCUGGAUUACAAAUCAGACGCUUAGUUAGGGGGAGGAAAGGGGGCUCGGAGUUCUCCGUCUAGGACCUUCUCGUUUAACUGGAAUAUCACGCAUUGCUGUGUUUAUUGGAGCCGGAGGAACAGUCUACAGACGAGCUAUCGAGCCUGAGAACUGUUUUUUGGUAUUGCAGCAAAACUGUCUUUUUUUUUUUUGGUCUUAAUUAC